UACUCUUUUCUGACACACUUAGCAGCACAAAGCAUCAUCAGCCAACCCUCGUUCUCUCUUAUUAGAGUCAUCAGAGUUCACCGGAGCAGAAACAAAAUCUGCCGAAUAAUUCCAAACGCAUAAUCAAAAAGUAGGAAUCAGAAGCUACAACUAGGGCCUGUAGUUUGAGCAUAAACCCUCAAUUUCAGUAUCUUCUAUGGAUGACAAGGCAUAAAGGUACGGGAAUGAAGAGCGCUGGAGGAGGAGAGAUUAUCCAAGUUCAAGGAGGUCACAUUGUUCGAUCCACCGGUCGGAAAGAUCGUCACAGUAAGGUUUAUACUUCGAAAGGGCCUCGAGAUCGAAGGGUUCGUUUAUCGGCUCACACCGCGAUUCAAUUCUACGAUGUUCAAGACCGGCUCGGCUACGACCGGCCUAGCAAAGCCGUAGAUUGGCUUAUCAAGAAUGCCAAAUCCGCCAUUGAUAAGCUUGCCGAGCUUCCUCCAUGGCAGCCUAUAGCCGCUAACACCGAGGAAGAAACUCACAACGCGGAAAACCCUGAGAAUUCUGAAGCUCCUUCGGGAUUUCUCCCGCCUGCGAUUGAUUCCGACGCCAUAGCCUUCUUCCCUACGAGUUCUGCAACUUCCUCCAUCAAUUUUCAGAGCUAUCCAUCGGAGAUAAUAUCCAGAACAACGAAUUCCGGGCAAGAUCUUGGCCUGUCUCUUCAUUCGCUCAAUCAAACGGCGUCGAACGACGAAAACAUGUUCGGUAGUUCGAAUCCAGUCGAAUUCGAGUCGAAUUUCCAGAGGAUGUUCGAGUCCAAUUCGUUGAUAGGGCAAGGCUCGAUGUUUCCUCAAAGGGGGACCCUUCAGUCCAGUUUUUCGCCACUUGUUCGCGCGUGGAGCGACGUGCCCGUGGCAUCUUCGGAGCAUCACCACCAUCAGAAUCACAAGUCGCAACCUUCCAUUUUCGGCGGCCGCUUUCACUCCGACGGGUUGCCGGAAUUCUGCAUUCCGACGAGAAUUCAAGGCCAGCAACAAGAACGGUCCUCUGCUUCUCCUAAUUCUCACCACCACUGACCCAAAAGCACCCUGCUUCGUCCUUCACUCAUCAGGAGGAGCGUUUUGAACCAGACAUGCAACUUUAAAAGGUGGAUUGUGUUCAUCUUAUCUUAUUUUGAUUUUGCAUUAUUAUUCGUGCGUAUUGUAGGCAUUAUUGUUGAUGCCAUUUUAAUAUGAAGUGGGUAUCUUCUGAAUACACGCACACUUAUAUGAUCCUUUGUUUAAAUUAGUUGAUGGGUUCGAUGAAGGUGGAUUCCC
This is a messenger RNA of Neltuma alba, 1295 nucleotides long. Its product is annotated as transcription factor TCP4. The coding region runs from base 201 to 1055 and encodes 284 amino acids. Gene Ontology annotation, biological process: regulation of secondary shoot formation. The transcript has 3 exons. Gene Ontology annotation, molecular function: sequence-specific DNA binding; DNA-binding transcription factor activity. The record is from RefSeq and is a predicted model, not a curated record. Gene Ontology annotation, cellular component: nucleus. NCBI's taxonomy places the organism in Eukaryota, Viridiplantae, Streptophyta, Magnoliopsida, Fabales, Fabaceae.